This is a messenger RNA of Talpa occidentalis (Iberian mole), 1164 nucleotides long. RefSeq names its product lipocalin 2 (gene LCN2). The record is from RefSeq and is a predicted model, not a curated record. NCBI's taxonomy places the organism in Eukaryota, Metazoa, Chordata, Mammalia, Eulipotyphla, Talpidae. The transcript has 8 exons. Gene Ontology annotation, molecular function: small molecule binding. The coding region runs from base 290 to 895 and encodes 201 amino acids.
UCCGCUGAGCACGCGCCGUGGGCGCGACGGUCGCCGCGUUGCACCGUCGCGAGACCCUUACGGAGCCCCAGGCCACAAAGUCGGGGCGCAACGGGGAGCUGGGCGUGCCGAUGGAGCCGGAGCGGAAGGCGGGACGAGCAGUUGCUUUCUCCGGGCUGCCCUCCUGGGAGAGGGAGGCUGCUGCCCAGAUGGACCAUAAAUAGGAUCCCUAGACCAGCCUCCUCACUCACCUCCUCGGCACCACCCAGGCCCAGCAGCUGCCAGAACGCCGCUUCCUGUGCCUGAAAUCAUGCCCCUAGGUCUCCUGUGGCUGGGCCUCUCCCUGCUGGGGGCCCUGCAGACUCAGGCCCAGGACCACCCCUCAACCCAAAAUCGGAUCCCAGCCCCAUCUCUGCUCAGGGUCCCUCUGCAGCCUGACUUCGACGAUGACCAGUUUCAGGGCAAGUGGUAUGUCCUAGGCCUGGCAGGGAACAACUUUAAGAAAGAGGAUCAAGGCCAGUUCAAGAUGUACGCCACCAUCUACGAUCUGAAAGAAGACCACAGCUACAACGUGACCUCCAUCUUGCUCAGGAACGAGAAUUGUGAUUACUGGGUCAGAACUUUUGUCCCAAGUUUUCAGCUUGGCCAGUUCAGCCUGGGGAACAUUAAACGCUACCCUGGUCUCCUGAGUUACACCGUGAGAGUGGCCUCCACCGACUACAAGCAGUUUGCCUUGGUGUUCUUCAAGAAGGUAGACAGAAGACGGGAGCACUUCAAGGUCACCCUCUAUGGGAGGACCAAGGAGCUGACCCCUGAACUGAAGAGGAAAUUCGUCCGCUUUGCCAAAUCCCUGGGCCUCACCGAUGACUACAUCGUCUUCCCUGUCCCCAUCGACCAAUGCAUUGAUGACCAGUGAUCCUGCGUGCAGUGCCUCCUGUCUCCCUCAGCCCAUCACCUGUCAGCCUCUGCCCCAGGUGGCCCAGCUGUCCCCCACCAGCCCAGCAAAGGUCUCCAGCAGGAGCACCAGGAGACCUUUCACACUAACUGCUCCUGGCCAUCCCACUCAUGGAGCUCCCCUUUGCCUGCUAAAUAAACAUGUGUCUCCUGACCUCCAUUCGCUUCUUGGCCCCUGGGCCAUCCGGGGCGAGUGGGGCACAGGGCAGGCUCACAGCAGCACCACCCCAG